Messenger RNA from Amphimedon queenslandica, 1722 nucleotides. Its product is annotated as centrosomal protein of 78 kDa-like. NCBI's taxonomy places the organism in Eukaryota, Metazoa, Porifera, Demospongiae, Haplosclerida, Niphatidae. The record is from RefSeq and is a predicted model, not a curated record. Gene Ontology annotation, molecular function: protein binding. Gene Ontology annotation, cellular component: centrosome; ciliary basal body. The coding region runs from base 4 to 1659 and encodes 551 amino acids. The transcript is spliced from 16 exons. Gene Ontology annotation, biological process: cilium organization.
UUUAUGACCACACCUACCGCGGGAAAAAUAAACAAAAUGGAAGCUUUCAGGAAAGCACAAACCGAUUUUUGUACUUAUUAUGACAGCCUCUGCGCCUUACAGAACUCGUACCCCCUUGCUAGGAUUAGGGACUCGGCAGCUGAAGGUCUUUUAAAUUGUCAAGUGCAUAAAAUGAGGCGGAACGACUGGUGCCCAGUGCUGACUGCGCUGAGAGCCAACAGGAUCAUGCACACUGUUAUAUUCACUGAUAAAUGGGAAGAGAAUGCCCAGCAUUACUUCAAUGAUGAUGAAGGUAGUGUAAGGGCCAGACUACCAAUGAGACUGAUAGCCAAGAGAACUGAUAAUGAAACAGUCACUGAUAUCAUUAGAUCUGUAAGACCGAUACUCUCCAAUUCUGAUUCUCUUACUACACUAUUACUUGAGGGCCUACAAAUGGACAUUAAGAUUAUAAAACUCCUAGCUAAAGGUCUCUAUAGAAACCAAUCUCUUAAGCACCUCUCGUUAAAAGGUUCUGGUAUUGGCGAUAAAGGUCUAACAGUUAUUUGUCAAGUCUUAAAGAACUUCCAUUGCCUCGAAUGGAUUGAUUUCACAUGGUGUCACCUAACUGCUGGGGGAAUGAAUGCAAUUGCUGACAUGAUCAGAUUUCAGUCUAUUCAUAGGCAGAGCUCAGUUUGGAAGGACAGCUUAAGAGGCGGUCAUUUUACGAGUCCUUCAACACGCAUAUCUGGUCUUAAGAGAAUCACGCUCAAUUUAAAUCCCAAUAUCAGAGACAGUGGCGCAACACUGCUGGUACAAGCACUGGAAGAUGAUGUGUGGAUCAAAGCUCUGGAUAUGCAAACUUGUGGAUUGACAUCAAACACUGCUCAUCUCUUCCAAUCUCUUCUUAGGACAAAUAAAGGACUACUGAUAAUAGAUAUUAGGGAGAAUGCACUAAUGGACGAUGAUGAAGUUGAUGUACUUAUGGAAAUGCUAUCGAAAAGGCAAGGGAGCCAAGGCUUUGAGAAAAAUAGAUAUGAAUGGCUGGAUGUUGAGAUUAGUAGAAUCCACGACCUCCUUAAAACUGCUGGUGUACCAAUAUAUAGGAGAAGAAAGAAACCAUCAUCGGCUUUACCAGUGACUCAUCAUCAUGUUCCUUCUGGUCAAACUAAACUAAAGAGGAAAGGCCAGCCUUGGAGGACAGCAGCUAGACCAUCACAAAGAUGGAAAAACUCACUGCCAUCCUCAGUUUCUAAGAGAUUAAGCAGUACAGAUGAAGAGAAGUCUCACUAUUCAUCAUCUUGUAUUAGCAAUGGAUCGUUAACCAAUGGUACUACUACUACCAAUGAAGCAGCAGCUCAUCACACUAAGCCGAUACAAGUCACAAUGACAAUGGAGGAGUUUCAACAGUUGCAAAGUGAAGUUGUGAGAUGUCACAACAAAUUAAGAGAAGAAGAGAAGGCUAGGCUUGAAUUGAAAACAAGACUUAAUCAGCUUGAAGAAGAGAACAAGUUACUCCUGAGCAGUGUAAAAGAGAAGCAGUCUUUAAAAGGCAGUAGUAGUAGUCUGGAUGAUGAAGCUAUUCAAACAAUAGAGGGUACCUUUAAGCAAUUUAAUGCUUUCCUUGACCUCCUCAAUGAGAAAGGUUACAGCCACCUAACUAAACUAUUGUCUCAAAGUUAGAAAAACAAUUCAACAUUUCAAAAAUAUCAAAAAAGAAAGUCAUUAUUGUUCAAUCACAAAAAU